Molecule: messenger RNA, 987 nt
Organism: Rhodamnia argentea
Lineage: Eukaryota; Viridiplantae; Streptophyta; Magnoliopsida; Myrtales; Myrtaceae
Exons: 2
Coding region: 1-987 (328 amino acids)
Source: RefSeq, a predicted model, not a curated record
AUGGCUGACUCGGUAGUUGUAUACGGGAUUGGGCUCAUUUCUCAAAACCAAGGCAAUUUGUGUGCUCAUAUGGCUGAAGUAGACAUAUCACUUCAGGCAUUGUGGGCAUCAUUUCUCUUGCUACAUCUUGGCGGUCCGGACACCAUCACUGCCUUUUCUUUGGAGGACAAUUCACUUUGGGGACAGCACCUUCUCGGUCUCAUCUUCCAAGUUGUUGCCACCGUCUAUCUCUUUGUGCGAAUAUUUCCGAGUGACACGUCGCUAGUGAUCCCAACAAUGCUGGUGUUUCUUGCUGGGGUCAUAAAAAAACGCGGAGAGGAUACUGUCACUUUAUCUCUUGAGCCUCUCGAAACUCAAGGAAUCAAUUCUCCAAUGGCCUGGAAUAUCAUGGUCUUUAUCGGGGAUCUCAUGUUCAAAGAUUAUGAGAGCAAAAUGAGUCAAAAUUAUUUCCACAAGGUUUAUGCGAUAGAUGCAUUGAGGGUGAUAUCAAUCAAACUCAAUUUUAUGUACGAGGUGUUUCACACGAAAGCACUAGUAAAACGUUCCAAGUGGAGCUAUAUUUUCCGCUUCGUAGCCUUCAUUGACCUUGCCGUGGCUUUGGUCUUAUUCAAUCGCUUGAAGAAGCAAGGGAUCCCUAAACUUGACGUGGAUAUUACUUAUUCCCUUAUUUUCGGAGGGAUGGCUCUUGAUAUGAUAGCUCUAUUCAUGCUCAUUUUCUCCGAUUGGACUGUUGCCGGAAUCAAGUGGUAUAACAUAGGAUUGACUCCAAUAGAUUCAUUUUUGCCCAAGUUGUUAUCCACCAUGGAUAACCUGAGGAAGCCUCAAUCCGCCGCAUGCGGAGCAGAACCUAAUGCCAAUGUUACGUAUUCGGUCUUAGAUACACCAUUCAUAUUUCGAAGGUGGUCAGAAUCCAUCUUUGCUUGCAACUUUUUAUCUGAGUUCUUGAAGCAGAGUCCGAGAAAGUUGCAUCAGCAUGGUCAGAGCUAG